Messenger RNA from Perkinsus marinus ATCC 50983, 225 nucleotides. RefSeq lists its product as hypothetical. Lineage: Eukaryota; Perkinsozoa; Perkinsida; Perkinsidae. The annotation marks the transcript as partial. The transcript has a single exon. The record is from RefSeq and is a predicted model, not a curated record.
UCCCCCAAAUACCCGAUCCACGAAAACCUUUCCACCACGGGCAGCAUCUUCAACGAGACCCUGUUCAACAAGCCGCGAAUCAGACCCAUCAUCAAGACCUUCACCACGAUUGAUGCCACUACCAAUCGGGCUACCACAUACGACCAGGCCAUCACGACCACCGUUGCCGCAGCCAACCAAGCUGCCUCCAACGACCAGACCUUCGCGGUCACCAAUGCCAGCUAG